AUGUCAUCAGCCGCCGAGACCAAGGCCUGCGACCGCUGUGCCAAGGCCAAGCGGAAGUGCGACAGGGGGCAGCCCGCCUGCGUUCGUUGUGCGACCCGCGAGCUCACUUGCACGUAUCCGGCCCCCCGCCCGAGCUGCUGGGUGUUGGUCAAUAGCGCAUCGGACGCGGGCAGGCCUGAAACGGACGUCCCGUCCAUGCCCUUGUUUGCAAACGUGCUUGAGUCGGUAUCUGCCCAGCCCAGGCUGCAGACUGGCCUCUCGACCGGCUGGUUUCUCACCCCCGAGACGUGGGUGUUACAGCCCAUUCCAAAAGGGGGCCUUGGCGUCGUCGAGUUUGUGUACCCGACGUUGCACCGGCUCAGGCGCCAGAUCCACAGCCUGAUGCUGGACUGGGUGAGCAAGGGCAGCAGCCCGCUGAUACACGCGCGGCUAUACCAGGUCCGUUUUCCGCGGUGCAUGCAAGAUGCCUACAUGACGCUGUCGGCGUACACGACACAAGUGCCGCAGACGGAGAAGAUGGUUCGGCGCAUCAUUUCCGACCGCAGCGCCCAGCUCAUGCGCCAGUAUGCCCGUACGUCCCCCAGCGAUCUUGAUGCGUUCGAGCACCUGGCCCGGGUCCAGGCGCUGCUGAUUUUCACCGCCCUCGGCUUCUUCGACGAAGACGACGGCCUGCGCCACAUUGCCACGACGCAGCUGCAGGUGCUGGAGAGGUGGAGCUUGCAGAUGCUCGAGGCUACGCGGCUGGCAGCCGGGGUUGGUCUUCUCGGUGUAUCUCCCCCAAACUCUCAAACCUCGAACGGGAGCAACGAGCAUGACGUGGAGAUGAUGUGGCAUGCCUGGAUAAUCGCCGAGUCUGUCCGCCGAACGUGGUUCAUGUCGUGCACCUUGCAGGCGAUCCACACCGUGACGCACCGCUACGCGCUCCAGUGCCACGGCGACAUUAUGUUCACGCUGCUCACGGGCGUCUUUGACGCGCCGACCUGUUGGGCCUGGGCUAAAAUAUGCAGCGAGCGAGACAUUAGCUUCAUGUCGCGCAUGCACGUCCGCCGCCUCCUCGGCGAGAAGACUCCAGACGACGUGGACUUCUUUGGCAAGAUGGUGCUGGAGCUCAUGUACGGCGUCUCAAAGGUACAGAAUUGGGGCGCGGACUAG
This is a messenger RNA of Lasiosphaeria miniovina, 1152 nucleotides long. RefSeq lists its product as uncharacterized. Gene Ontology annotation, molecular function: zinc ion binding; DNA-binding transcription factor activity, RNA polymerase II-specific. The transcript has 4 exons. NCBI's taxonomy places the organism in Eukaryota, Fungi, Ascomycota, Sordariomycetes, Sordariales, Lasiosphaeriaceae. Gene Ontology annotation, biological process: regulation of DNA-templated transcription. The record is from RefSeq and is a predicted model, not a curated record. Bases 1 to 1152 code for a protein of 383 amino acids.